Molecule: messenger RNA, 3648 nt
Organism: Rhinocladiella mackenziei CBS 650.93
Lineage: Eukaryota; Fungi; Ascomycota; Eurotiomycetes; Chaetothyriales; Herpotrichiellaceae
Exons: 1
Coding region: 1-3648 (1215 amino acids)
Molecular function (GO): ubiquitin-protein transferase activity
Source: RefSeq, a predicted model, not a curated record
AUGGCGCCUGUCCCGCCAGCUUCGCACCACCACCAGUCUGGUCGGCCGCCGCCUCGAAAUAUCCAAAUUACGCGAAACCCAAUUCAAGAGAGGCCAACAACUGCAGAUCGCAAUCGACCUUUGCCGCCCCCUCCGACCUCUGUUGCCGAAAGCUAUGAGAUUCCGACCCUCCGUCCAAAACCGGUGCCGGAUUCUCCUGACUCCAAUUCAUUAAAACAUAACCAUAACCGCUCCUUUAGUCACCCGUUUCCUUCGAUUUUCGGUUCAAAGAGAUCUGACAAAAAGCACAAUCGCAGCGAUGUUGAUGCUGCUGGUAGUAUGGGCCGUCAUGACGAAGGGAGUGCCAAAAUGUUAAAUGGCGAGGGCUCUUCGCAUCGUGGAGAUCGUCAGCCGGUGACUGGGAAAUGUAUGACUUGCGACUCGACUGUACGGUGGCCUCAGGGACUCAAGGUUUUCCGGUGUACAACAUGCCUGAUGAUAAAUGACCUCGAAGGAAGUCCUGAGAAAAGAGGGGAAACAGGUACCGGUCCUUCACCACCGCGCAAAAUUGUGCCAUUGUCGCUCGAGAGAACUAGGACCCUCAUCGAUCGUUGUCUGAGACAGUAUCUCGAGUCUCAUGUCGAACAAAAUCAAUCGCCUGCCAACGCCAUUGGAAUCGAAGGUCAUCCCCCGGUCGAGGAAUCGUUCUUGUUGGAUGGGACUCCGCCAGACGGUAUAUUCUGUGGCCCAGUCCAUGAUGAGCAGGAUUCACCACCACCAUCGCCACGUCCUACAUUGAAAGCGCGAAGUCCUUCAGAUUCGACAUCAUCCACGGUACAACCCAGCCGCGUUGGCGGCAGUGCUUUCGUGCAAGGUAAUUCAGCUGAUCCAUUUUCAGCUUCCGUUCCAACGCACAACCGGCCUCAAGACCCAAGAGGACGUGAUCUGGCCGAUGCCGGACCGAACGCCAUAGCUUACUCAGGUCCCAGAGUUGAUAUCUUCCGAAUGGUGGAAUCCUACAUUGCUGGAUGUUUUGUUGGUUGUGCCACGCUGAACAACUCCUUUCUCACCUCGAAGCCGCCACAAGAGCCCAAAGCCAGGCCGAGUUCGGCCACACAACCGAGGCGUCAAUUGUCUGAACCCACACCCACGCCCUCAUUUGACGCCGACGUCUUCUUAUCUGAGCUUGAUGCCAAAACUCUACUACUUGGUGAUGUGGCAGAGAAUGGUUCGUGGUGGUUGGGUGCCCCCGGAGGCCGGGUACCUCCGCCGUCCGGGAAAGAAGGACAACACCAGCGGGACAGAUCCCCUGAUAAACUGCGUGGAACUGUAUCUGCGAGGAGCCCAAGAAUAAACUGGCUUGAGCUUGCUGAAUGGUACCGCCUCGUGAUAUAUGCGGGCGACCUGUGGGAGCAGAGAUGGCACGAAAUACGACCCAAGUCCUCAGAUCCCAAAACACAACAGCAAUGGCAAUCCAUCCCCUUAGACCACAUCCAGAGAGACAUCAUCGAGUCACGGAUACACCUCCAACGAAGCUUACUCAAAGUCACAGAAAAUGUAUUGAAGCGUCCGAGACAACCAUUAAAACAUGCUGAAGACUGCCGGUUUCUCCUGAUAUUAUUGGCGAAUCCGCUGCUUACUCCGGCAAGGCUUGAAGCCGGGAAGAUGUUUGGAUUCACAAUAACCAAUCCACCGUUGUCGUCAGCCAAGCAACAUGACGAGAGACCUCGUGGCUCUCCCUCAAAACGUGUUCCAAGCUCUGGGAGACGACCCGGGAGUUUGGGCCAUCAUUCAGGAAUAAUCAAACGCAUACUGGGUCUGAUGGCCAAUUUGUCGAAUGAAAACCAUCAACAUUUAGUGGCAUGGUUUUCUCGAUAUUCUGACGGCCAUUUCCAACGUACGGUCGAAAUGGUGAGUAGCUUUGUGACCUAUCGAUUGUCACGACAGCAGAAACGACCUGUUCAGGAACCGAUCAAUCCGACCGAGGGUCUUGUUCCUAGCUUUUCUGAUACCGGGAUACGUCAUGCUUCUCAAAUUCACGCCGCGCUCGAAGGAAGACCUUCUUCCACUUCUGCCAACAACUCUGACGGAAAGCCAAAGUUCUCUGCGUAUGGAGAAGACUGGCAAAUUCGGGUGGCUGCACGGGUCAUGGCAUUGCUCUUCCAGGCGAAUGUUGGACACACUGCUCGCAAAAGAGAUGCUAGUGCGGCUCAUGAACAAAGAUUUCCGAGUCCGGGACUCAACGCAAAAUAUCAGGCAUAUUCUCAUGGCCAGAUUAUUCCCAUCAGCAGCUUUUAUAAUACCAUGUUGGACUAUGCAGAUUUGGUGGCCGACUUUGAGACCUGGGAGACCACCAAAACCAAGUUCACGUUUUGUCAGUACCCCUUCUUCCUCAGCAUCUAUGCCAAAAUCCACAUCCUCGAACAUGACGCACGACGGCAGAUGGAGGUCAAGGCCCGAGAAGCCUUCUUUGACAGUAUCCUCAGCAGAAAAGCGGUCAGCCAAUAUCUGGUCCUAAAAGUCCGACGAGAUUGCCUUGUUGAAGACAGUCUACGUGGCGUUUCCGAAGUAGUGGGAUCUGGAGGAAAUGACAUCAAAAAAGGGCUCCGAAUUGACUUCCAAGGAGAAGAAGGUAUUGAUGCAGGUGGACUUCGCAAAGAGUGGUUUCUACUCUUGGUGAGAGAAAUUUUCGAUCCCUAUCAUGGAUUGUUUGUCUAUGACGAAGACUCCCGAUACUGCUAUUUCAAUCCCUACUGCUUCGAAUCAUCUGAGCAGUUUUUCCUGGUCGGUGUCCUUUUGGGAUUGGCCAUCUAUAACUCGACCAUUUUGGAUGUGGCAUUUCCACCUUUUGUUUUUAAGAAGAUGCUGGCCUCAGCUCCUUCAACUGGUGAUAAAUUAAUGUCGACCCCGAAGGUCGGCCAUGGUUGUACCUUGGAGGAUCUUGCUGAAUUUCGUCCUGCGCUCGCUCGCGGAUUCAGACAGCUCCUGGAAUUUGAAGGCGAUGUUGAAGAAACUUUCUGCCGAGAUUUUGUCGCAGAAAUGGACCGUUACGGAGAAAUCGUCAGGGUUCCAUUGUGCCCUGGAGGCGAAAAGCGGGCGGUGACCAAUUCGAAUCGAAGAGAAUUCGUGGAUUUAUACGUGCACUACCUUCUCGAAACAGCUGUUGCACGACAGUAUGAACCGUUCAAACGGGGCUUCUUUACUGUCUGUGGCGGCAAUGCCCUGUCACUUUUCCGCCCAGAAGAAAUUGAACUACUGGUGCGUGGCUCUGAUGAGCCCCUUGAUAUUACCAGCCUCCGUGCCGUUGCUACCUACGAAGGAUGGCCCAAAAACGAAGGUCCGCCAGACCAACAACCUCAGGUGGUCUGGUUUUGGGAAUUCUUCGCCAGAGUAUCUCCAGCCGAUCAAAGGAAGAUUCUCGGUUUUAUCACAGGGAGUGAUCGGAUUCCUGCUAUGGGCGCAACCAAUCUCAUCAUCCGCAUCCAAUUGAUUCGAAGCAAAGAUGAGACCGACCCACUCGGACGACCGACGAACAAGCCUAUUGAACGUUUUCCGAUUGCCAGGACUUGCUUCAAUACACUCAGCCUGUACAGAUAUAGCAGUCGAGAGAAACUUGAGCACAAGCUUUGGAUGGCCGUGACGGGAAGUGAGGGUUUCGGUCUGAAAUGA